AUAUGUGAUUAAAGUCUAAUUUACCUUUUUUCAGUGACCGUUCGAUUGGGUCUGAGAGUGCCGUCGGAGAUGAAUAAGUAGAUUACCAUUUUUAGUUCCUAAUAACAAAUUUCAAACACAUUUUCUUUUAAAUUUUUGAAUAAUUUUAUGGAGUCAAUUUAUUUGGCCCGCCGACGUAGUAUGACUAUAAAGGCACACACAAUCAUAUUAGAAAUCACAAGCUUCCUAUCCAUUUCCAACAAGUGGUCCAGCCCUCUUAUAAAACCAUUUCCUCUCUGAAACAAAAACCAAAAAAAAAAAAAAAUUGAGCUUGUGUUGUGUCAUCCAAAAUCUAGAGAUGGGAAAUUGGAGCUGGUCUUGUUGUCUUCUGGUUCUUGUGGUGUUGCUGGUUAAGAAUGUUGAUGGAAAAGACAUCCCUUUAACACUUCUUGACUCCAACUAUGCUACCCAGAGAGGAGCUUUUUGCUUGGAUGGGAGUCCGCCGGGUUAUCACUUUGACGCGGGAUCUGGUUCGGGUGCUAACAACUGGCUUGUUCAUAUGGAGGGGGGUGGAUGGUGCGAGACAAUCGAGAAAUGCCAAUCCGUGAAGAAGAUUUACAAGGGUUCAUCAUCCCAAUUCGAGAAGACAAUGGGCUUCUCUGGGAUGCUAGGGGGCGUGCAGGCUGCCAAUCCCGAUUUCUACAACUGGAACAGGGUUAAGAUUAGGUACUGCGACCAAUCUUCGUUCACCGGUGAUUCCAUGGACCCCAAAACUGGCCUUUACUUCAGGGGAGAAAGGGUCUGGCAAGCCAUCAUUGAUCAACUGUUGGCCAAAGGAAUGAAAAAUGCCCAAAAUGCUAUCCUUUCGGGUUGCUCGGCUGGUGGACUUGCUGCUAUUUUGCACUGCGACAAAUUCCGAUCUCUUCUGCCUGCAACCGCUACAGUCAAAUGUGUUGCUGAUGCUGGUUACUUCAUCCAUGGAAAGGAUAUUACCGGAGCUUACAGAAUCGAGAACUUCUACAGUCAAGUAGUCCAAUUGCAUGGAUCGCAAAAGAAUUUGCCUGCAUCUUGCACUUCAAGAAAUAAACCUGAAUUGUGCUUCUUCCCAGAAUAUGUCGUACAAACUAUGACCACGCCGCUUUUCAUCAUCAACGCAGCAUAUGAUUCCUGGCAGAUAAAGAACAUCUUGGCACCCAAGACUGCAGAUCGCAGUGGAGCCUGGAAGAGUUGCACACUUGACCUAAAGAAAUGCUCUGCCACCCAACUCGCCAUCGUACAAAACUACAAGGACCAAUUCCACAAUGCAGUGACAUUGGGUCUUGGCAACCGAUCAUCGUGCGGAUACUUUGUGGAUUCAUGCUAUGCUCACUGCCAAGCUGGAUCCGCGGCCACUUGGUUAGGUGACAAAUCUCCCCGACUAGGCAACACGAAAAUUGGGAAAGCCGUUGGAGAUUGGUUUUGGGGUCGCGCGACGUUCAGGAGCUUCGAUAGGCCUUACCCUUCCAACCCAACAUGCGUCGAUGGUGGCUCCGAGUCGUAGACGAUGAAUGGAGUGUUUAGUUGUUGCAAGAGUGACAAAAAAAUGAGAUGGUUAAUUGAAGAGGGUAUUGAAAUGUCACUUUUUUUUAUAUACUGUGCAAUUUUUUUGAAUGGGUCAUGGAAUAAAUGGAGGAGGAAUUCAUGCUGUUUUGCAGCAGCUGAUGCUCUAUCAUUGUUUGUGUAACUUUAACCAUAUGCUACCCUUUGGACAAUGCAUGUUCAAAUUGUAUUUCUUCAGCACUUAAUUAAUCUAAUAUCUGUCAAUAAAGCUUGCUGUCAUUU
This is a messenger RNA of Cuscuta campestris, 1800 nucleotides long. The record is from the annotation of a GenBank genome assembly. Lineage: Eukaryota; Viridiplantae; Streptophyta; Magnoliopsida; Solanales; Convolvulaceae.